AUGGAUAAGCAAGAUGAUAGUUUCACUUUUUGCGCAUAUAGCAAGGAAUUUUCCUCUCACAAAUAUUUAGACCUUUUUCUUCUUCUGAGAUUCUGGAAAGUAAAGAUGUGGGAUUCGGAAAUAGCACUUGGGUUGAUAAAUAUUGAUGGGCAUGCUACUCCAAGCAAAAUAUUGAACUGGUUGUCAUCUAUUUUUGCUGGUAUUUUGAUGUGCAAAAUUGUUUAUGACUUAACAGGUACGAUAAGCACUUUGUUCUUCAAGGGAUAUAGCAAACUUAAUCGUAAUGAGAAGCUGGACUGGAACAACAGGGGUUUCUCCACAUUCCAUGCCAUCGUUGUAGCAGCUGGUUCUUUGUAUCUCUUACUUAGGUCACGUGUUUUUGAUAGUGCUCACAACUUCAAUAUAAACAUGACAUCGACUUUAUCGGACACCGUAAUGGGGGUUUCCAUAGGCUAUUUUAUCUCGGAUUCAGCAAUACUUCUUUAUCACUUUCCUGUUUUAGGAGGUUUGGAGUUUGUCUUACACCAUGGACUCUCUACGUAUUCAAUCAUUCUAUCACUUCUAAGUGGUCGAGCACAAAUCUAUAUACUGAUGGUUCUCUUUUCUGAAUGCACAACUCCUUUUGUUAACCUAAGAUGGUAUCUUGAUGUUGCUGGCCAGAAGAAUUCCAAGCUUUACAUCUUCAAUGGUGUGGCUUUGUUCUUUGGGUGGUUGGUUGCAAGGGUUCUUCUAUUUGUGUUCCUUUUCUACCACAUGUUUAUCCAUUUUGAUCAGGUCAAGGAAGUGUUUCCAUUGGGCUUUUACAGCUUGCUAACAAUAGCUCCUCUGUUGGCAACGAUGAACGCAUUCUGGUUUUGGAAAAUUGUCAAUGGUUUGGUAAAAACCUUGAACAAGGCUAAACACAGUCCGUAG
Fraxinus pennsylvanica is the source of this 912-nucleotide messenger RNA. The record is from the annotation of a GenBank genome assembly. Lineage: Eukaryota; Viridiplantae; Streptophyta; Magnoliopsida; Lamiales; Oleaceae.